AUGCGAGACAUAGCAUUACCUCAGGAUGAUUGUGAACAGAGCGGUGCCGACUCCGACGAUGUUCAGGACAAUCGGGACGACUGGAAUCCCGGUGAUUCAGAUGCUGACCAUGGUAAUGAGAGUGCUGGCAGCGGCGCUAGUGAGAAUGAAGACCCAGGUACUACUGCGAUGCUGCUUUUUGAUGAGGUUGAGGUCGCAUCACUCGUCACCGACAAGCAGCAGGAAGCAUCACAUGGCACUUCAAAAUCGGAGUUUGUGCGAGAUCGCAAACAAAUGACCGAGACUCCAACCUGGGUUGAUCUUGACGUCGAUGAUGCUGUUUCGGAGUCUAUUGAAGAUCCCACUACUGGCGGCGAGUCAGAAUUUCUGUCUGACAAUGAAGACACUGUACCAAAAUUUACCUCUGACACUCUGAGUCAAGCAUCGAAGACUAGGAGUAUGGCCUCUCUCGUUCAAACAGAAGGUGGAAAGGUGAAGCUCCUUGAUCAGAACUCAGAGACUCGCAGACUUCUUCAGUCUGCAAUUGUGGAAGUCAAGUUUGACAAGAAUCAAGUCGCACUGCAAACAUUGAUAGCUGUUGCCACGAAACAAGGUGUGGAUGUGAUCAAGAAACAUCUUCAAUCGGACGAACAGUAUGCGUUACAGCUCUGUAGCUUGGUGGAUGCUUGUGUUCCGAUAAUGCGUCGUGAGCUGAAGGAAGAAGCAUGCGCAAAUGCUGAUGGCUACUUUUGCCUUGGACACAAGGACACCGCAAAAGCGAGAAGACUAUUGGAGAAGCUUGCAUAUAUCUAUGUUUUGAAGUUCGAUAUCAACAAUGAUGCUUUACCCGUCGGGAAGAAGCCCUACCAGGGUGAACUUCUGAUAUUCUUAACGUAUUGGCAGCUCUUUUAUAACCAGAAGUCUGUCGGCAUCAAAUUUGCGGGACGCUUCAUCGAAAUCGCCAACAAUAAAGCACAGCGUCCUGAAGUUCCUAUCCCUUUGCUGGCAUUGGUUGCAACUGCGGUGUAUGCAGCCCUUUUGUGGAAGUCGCAAGGCGCACCGUCUAAAUUCAACUUCACGGGAAACCUGUUCAGUGAGACGUACAACUACCAUGUCAGGUUCCUGGAAAAACUGAAGAAGGAUGCGCCAACAAAAUUCCACUGUAUGAUGGCCGAUAUUUACGACGCUGCACAUAAGUUGAGGUACAGCGGUGCCAAUGCCAGUGACCACACUAGUGAACUGGAAGCAUUCGAGCUCCUUGACCUCAACAAUAUGAUGGAAGACUAG
This is a messenger RNA of Suillus plorans, 1266 nucleotides long. RefSeq lists its product as uncharacterized. The coding region runs from base 1 to 1266 and encodes 421 amino acids. The transcript has 7 exons. The record is from RefSeq and is a predicted model, not a curated record. NCBI's taxonomy places the organism in Eukaryota, Fungi, Basidiomycota, Agaricomycetes, Boletales, Suillaceae.